Molecule: messenger RNA, 1175 nt
Organism: Oncorhynchus masou masou (cherry salmon)
Lineage: Eukaryota; Metazoa; Chordata; Actinopteri; Salmoniformes; Salmonidae
Exons: 4
Coding region: 102-1175 (357 amino acids)
Source: RefSeq, a predicted model, not a curated record
CUUGAAUUACUCUGUGUUUUAUUUGAAGGGUGUGGAAGGAAACCCUGGAGGAAGGAAACAACCUCGCUCGGCUGGCCUGGGAAGUAAACACUUGCCUAAAAAUGAUGAACAUAGAGCAUGAGGCUUUCUGCAAGCUCCGCCGCUCCAUGCACCCCACCUCGCCAGCUGACAUCGAUCCUAAGGUCCACAGCAUCGUGGAAAGAGCUGUGAGGAGCAUUCUGGGCGAGCAGUCCAAUGAGCCCCAUAGCAACCUGCUCAGCCCAUCUCAGGUGGUGGUGGAGGUGGUGCCCAGGCUCCUCCUGGCCCUGUGGCUUCAGCCAGAGGAAGGCCAUUCAGAGCACCCAAUCCUAAUAAGCGGGAUGGCCGUGGGCAUGGUGGCGGCCGUAGUGGAGAAGCUAUCCUGCAUGUUAAAGGACCCUUCCCCUCACAUCCCUUUCUCCCGGGCUGCUGCUUUUGACUCUGUGCAGUCGAUCCUCGGGAGAAUCAGUCAGUCCUUCUCCACCGAUGACCUGCAGUGCCCUUUUUAUAUGAGCUCUGUCUGUGCCUUUGUGGCGGACGAGGUGCAGAGCUGCUUCCAGCCCCCUGCAGCCACCCUACCAGUUCCCCCUGUCCUCGCGGUGGCCGUUUCCACCACACUACCAGCUGACAUCCAAGCAGACCCGGCUUCUUCCCACCUGGAGGUUGUGGACAUCACCCCUAACAGAGAGGCAGAUCAGGAUUCUUCCCACCUGGAGGUUGUGGACAUCACCCGUAAGACAGAGGCAGAUCCGGCUUCUUCCCAACUGAAGGUUGUUGACAUCACCUCUAACACAGAGGCAGAUCCGGCUUCUUUCCACCUGAAUGUUGAAGACAUCACCAGUAACACGGAGGCAGACCCGGCUUCUUCCCACCUGAAUGUUGAAGACAUCACCAGUAACACGGAGGCAGACCCGGCUUCUUCCCAACUGAAGGUUGUUGACAUCACCCCUAACACAGAGGCAGAUCCGGCUUCUUUCCACCUGAAUGUUGUAGACAUCACCAGUAACACAGAGGCAGACCCGGCUUCUUCCCAACUGAAGGUUGUGGACAUCACCCGCUUCUUUCCACCUAAGACAGAGGCAGAUCCGGCUUCUUCCCAACUGAAGGUUGUGGACAUCACCCCUAACACAGAGGCAGACCCGGCUUCUUCCACCUGA